Fusarium poae is the source of this 492-nucleotide messenger RNA. RefSeq lists its product as uncharacterized. NCBI's taxonomy places the organism in Eukaryota, Fungi, Ascomycota, Sordariomycetes, Hypocreales, Nectriaceae. The transcript has a single exon. Bases 1 to 492 code for a protein of 163 amino acids. The record is from RefSeq and is a predicted model, not a curated record.
AUGAAGUUCGCUACCGCUUUCAUUGGCCUCGUUGCCUCUGCUACCUAUGCUGCUGCUGCCACCGUCACCUUUGUUACUCUUGAUGACAAGGAGCGCACCAUCAUCUUCACCCCUGACCCUGGUUUCGAGGGUCCCGAGUCCGUCACUGUCAGCAGUGCUAAGGAAGUUACUGUCGAUUUCCCUGACAAGUACAUCGGUAACUUCUACGCUGUCCAGAAGGGCCAUGAGGACAAGCCCGGUAUGCUCGGUGAGGUCACCUUCGGUGGCUGGAACGGCAAGACCUACUUCGACGUCUCUGCUAUUGUCGACCCCAACGACAAGGACAACGUCAAGCAGAUGUGGCCCAAGGCUGGCAACAGCCCCAUGUCUGGCUGCGAGACUUUCCCCUGCGACAACGCCUACUGGCUCCCUGACGACGUCCAGACCAAGGUCACUGAGGAGGUUGACCUCAUCACCACCCUCGGUUCUGGCGCCAGCCCUUACUCUGCUUAA